Pocillopora verrucosa is the source of this 2184-nucleotide messenger RNA. The record is from RefSeq and is a predicted model, not a curated record. NCBI's taxonomy places the organism in Eukaryota, Metazoa, Cnidaria, Anthozoa, Scleractinia, Pocilloporidae.
AUCUUCUCUACAAAUGAAUUAGGUUCAUGAAAGCUUUCAGCUGGGCUCAUCAGCUGAGAUGAAUGUGAGGAACAGUGUAAGGUUUUGCAAAUUACGUCACGGGGAUUCUCUCAGCUGAAAAAUGGUGAAGCUUGUUAUGUUUGAUCUCGGGGGUGUCAUCAUUACAAGUCCUAUCUUUGCAUUUCAGAAAUAUGCGUGGGAAAAAGGAAUUGAGAGAGAGGUGAUAAUAAAAAGCUUCAUUGACAAUGCAAAAAGACUUGAAACAGGUCAAGUUUCCCUUUCUCAGUUCUGCUCUGAAAUGGAUGCAAUGUAUGCAGAGUAUGCUUCAAAACAAGAGAGUGAUCUCUACAAGUCUAUAAGCUUCCAAGACAUUAUAGAUGAGUACUCCUCAUCAGCAAAAGUAAUUCCAGAAAUGCUUAAUGCUGCAACAGCUCUGAGGAAGCACGGUAUCAAGACUUGUAUCCUGACAAAUAAUUGGACCAACGACUUAGUGAAGAACUUCAGAUCAUUGCCUUUUCCACAAUUGCUUCACUACUUUGAUGAGGUGUUUGAAUCAUGUAAAAUUGGUCUCAGUAAACCUGACCCAGAUAUUUAUACACAUGUCUGCUCAAAGAUGGGAGUGCAACCUUCAGAGGUGAUAUUUCUGGAUGAUUCCCCUCAAAAUCUCAAACCAGCAAAAGGAAUGGGAAUGUUAACCAUUCUUGUGAAAAAUCCUGUUACAGCUCUCAGUGAUCUUAAAAAGAUAACAGGAAUUGAUGUUUUUCAGCAGUAUGCAGUGGAACCUUGUGCUCCUCAUGAUGCUGUUCACUGCUACAUCAAUCUUAAGACAGGUAUCAGGAUGCAUUAUGUGGAAAUGGGACAUGGACCUGUUGUUAUUUUGCUUCAUGGUUUCCCUGAAUUGUGGUAUAUUUGGAAAUAUCAGAUCACAGCUCUGGCCCUUGCUGGAUACAGAGUCAUUGCCCCAGAUCUUCGAGGGAUGGGGCAAACAUCAAGUCCAUAUGAGCUUGAGGCCUAUGGAAGGGAACAUGUGUGUGCUGACAUUGUUGCUCUGAUGAAUUCAUUGUACAUUCAACAAGCCACAAUAGUGGGUCGUGAUCUUGGUGGUUUUAUUGCCUGGGACCUUAGCCUUCAUUACCCUGAGAGGAUCCUGGCUGUGAUAAACAUGACACCAUUCAUUCCCUCUUUUUCAACCAUGAACCCACUGGAAAGACUGCAAGCCAACCCAGGAGUGUAUCAGUAUCAACUUUACUUUCACAAGGAGGGUGUUCCAGAGAAAGAACUUGAGAGAGACUUUGAAAGAACAUUUGUCAUGCUAAUGAGAGGCGCUAAUGAUCAUCAGAAACUGAAAUGGAGUACCUAUGAUGUGCUUGAAAGAGGUGGACUUUUUACUGGGCUGCCAGAAAAAGUGGAGAAAAGCUGGAUUCUAACUAAUGAUGUCUUGAAGUAUUUGGUGGAAAUGUACAACAAGACAGGAUUUAGGGGGCCAUUGAAUUGGUACAGAACAAUGGAAAAAGACUGGAAAUGGAAUUGUAAGGUAUCUGGCCGUAAGGUGCAACAACCAAGUUUAAUGAUCACAGUAGGAAGGGAUGUCCUCAUAAAACCUCAGUUCUGUGUCAAAAUGGAUCAAUGGAUUCCUAGACUAGACAGAGCACACAUAGAGGAGGCAUCACAUUGGGUAACACUUGAAUGUCCGUUGGAAUUGAACAGAAUCAUGGUGGAUUGGUUGAACAAAGUUCAUGCAACACAAUCUUAUUUCUCCAAGUUGUAACACAAAUAUAUGAUAAGAGAAUGUUUGAUGAUGUGUGAAAAAGAAAAUUGACAGCAUAUCUAUACAUGGAAUAAGCUUUCAUCGACAAUUCUUUGUAACACAACUUGUGGAAGUUGUAAUUUGUUGCAUAUGGAAAUGCUUGUUGAUUGGUGGCAAAGAGAGAUCACAUAGAUCUUCUAGGCAAAAUCCAUAGGUUCUUCCUGGACACUCAGAAUUUUAAGUUGUUAAAUUAUUUUUGAGAGAAAAGUAUUGAAGGGACAUUGAGAGAGGUUGGGAGACAUUGAAUGUAUAUUUUUACAUCCUUAGCAUGGAAAAAAAAAACUAAAACCUACAUGGGAAAUUUAAUAAUUUGUACUGUUACAAAUGUACUUGAUGCAAGUAUUUUCAUUAAAGGCAGUUCAUUCUUUCACUUCCAA